AAUACAACACAUUAAGCAAAGUCAGUUGAUUGUACAUUAACAGGAAGACACUGUCUCCAUCACUAGUAGUAGGAUCAGGCUCAUUCCUCCUGCUGAUGGUAGGGCCACUGUUUAGUUCUGAAGCUAAUGAGAGAAGAGACGUGGUCUGGUCUUUAUUGAUGAUGCCACGAGAUUCAGCAACUUUUAGUAAUGUAGCUAGCUCAUUAGUAGAGUUGGAGGAGACUAGACUGGAGUAGGAUGAGAGGAGAAAGAGAAAUGACAAGAACAGACCAGCAGCAGACAUCAUUAGAUACACACCUCCUCUCUAGCCACACCUUGUCUUGGGCUACUAAAAAUGUCAGUGACACUCCACACUGACCUUGGUGAUAUUAAAAUUGAAUUAUUUUGUGAAGCAGUUCCAAAGACUUGUGAAAAUUUCCUUGCUCUUUGUGCCAGUGGAUAUUACAAUGACUGCAUAUUUCACAGGAACAUUAAAGGUUUUAUAGUACAGACUGGGGACCCAUCAGGUACUGGUAAAGGAGGGACUAGCAUCUGGGGCAGGAAAUUUGAAGACGAAUUUCAAGAAACUUUAAAACACAGUGGGCGUGGCAUCAUAUCAAUGGCUAACAGUGGUCACAGUGACACCAAUGGAUCUCAAUUCUUCAUUACUUAUGCC
This is a messenger RNA of Amphimedon queenslandica, 655 nucleotides long. Its product is annotated as peptidyl-prolyl cis-trans isomerase-like 3. The annotation marks the transcript as partial. Gene Ontology annotation, molecular function: peptidyl-prolyl cis-trans isomerase activity. Gene Ontology annotation, biological process: protein folding; protein peptidyl-prolyl isomerization. The transcript is spliced from 6 exons. NCBI's taxonomy places the organism in Eukaryota, Metazoa, Porifera, Demospongiae, Haplosclerida, Niphatidae. Gene Ontology annotation, cellular component: catalytic step 2 spliceosome. The record is from RefSeq and is a predicted model, not a curated record.